Messenger RNA from Durusdinium trenchii, 2736 nucleotides. The record is from the annotation of a GenBank genome assembly. NCBI's taxonomy places the organism in Eukaryota, Dinophyceae, Suessiales, Symbiodiniaceae.
AUGGCCUCGCUGGAGGGCGAAUGGUUCUUGCGUGCUUCGAUCAUGCAGUGUGAAGAUGCCAUUCUGGGCAGAAUCCACUUCAUGGACUCCGGGGAAUUGGUUUACCUCACCACUGCCGGCGAUUUGCUCGGCCGUGGUAUCGGGCGUUGGCUGCAGGAGGGACGACUGGUGGGCUUUGAAUUGGACAUUUUCCAAUAUGAAGCCACCUCGAAGAAGCACGUCCAAGCCGAGCCCCAUCGCUUUCGUGGCUUCAGCAAGUGCCCAGAAAACGGCAAGGUGUGGGUUGGAGAAUGGCAGUAUCUACCCUUCCAACAACCUCCGCGUUUGGUGGGCCGCUUCCAUGCCUCUCAAUCCAUGCUGAAAGUCCCCUCGCUCUCCUCCAAGCCCUUGGAGGAUUUGCCCAAGAAGCUCAAGGAGAACUUGGCCAUGAAGCUGGAGAAGUUGUCGCAGACCUUCCCCAUGAUGGAACCCAGCUGGGUUCCUCACCACUUAGCAGGAAAGAUCCAAGAUGUGCAUUACGUACGGAACUUCUUGGAGCCCAAACAGGUGGAAGAGUUCGAACGGAUCAUCGACCGGACCUGCGACUGGGAGAAGAUGCAGACCCGUGACACGCAAGAGUUCGGCUCCUCAGGGACGUGCCCCUGUGGGAGGAGUCUGCUACGCGCAGCGUUGCCUCCGUGGCAGAGCACCAUGGUGGACGCCCUGGGCAGUCUCGGCGCCUUCCAUCCAGUUUUGUUCCCCGCGAACAGCGUUCGCCUGAAUGCUUAUAAACCUGGGCAAGGGAUCCAUCCGCACUUGGAUGGCCCGGUCUAUUUUCCUCGGGCCGCCAUCGUGAGCUUGGGCUCCCACUGCAUCUUCGAUUUCUAUCCCCGCAUGGGCGAGCCUGAGGAGCAUGGCUUCUCAUGGGAUCGCGACAAGGAAGUCCCAUCCAGUCCUCAGAUGCCUCCAGGGACGAAGCCACAGUUGAGUUUGCUGCUGGAGCCUGGAAGCUUGCUGGUCCUGUCGGGUGAUGCUUUCACCUACCACAGGCAUGGAAUCAAGGCAGUGGAGGAGGAUGAAAUCACUGCGGAGGUGAAGAAUGCCAAGGACAUUGGUCGCCCAGGCGGUAAAGCAGACGGUAAGGCACCAGGCAUGUGUUUGGGCACGAAGGUCGAGGUUGAAGUGCUCACGCCCAUGGCGCCACCGCAGAUGGUGCCCAUCGACCCAACUCAGGAAGUCUUCGAAGUCGCCUUCGACUCCCGGAUGAAGGUGAGGCUUCAGCAUCGCCCCGCCGACAGUGAGCGUGCGGUGGUGGACAUCAAGAGUGGAAGCAAAGGUGGACAUCCGGUGGGGCAUCUCAGGGUCUCCAUCGUGCCGGCGCGAAAUAGACAUGCGACCACCAAGCGGUUCAAGUGUGUAGCACUGGUGGCGCUUGCAGUACCUACACUGCAACAGCUGGACAGGGAAGGCUCUGAGUCCGCCUCUGACAAGUUCAUCUUAGGUCAGACACCAAUGAGAUCUCUGACGUGUGCAGUUCCACCUGCGAGUCGGAAGGUCCUGUGCGAGAACGGCUGGCCACUGGGGCGGAAAGGAGAGAGGUUGGAAUGGUAUGACUUUGGGGUUUAUGCUGCUGUGCCUGACAUCUUGGGGGCGCACUUCUUUCCUCAAAGCGACCCAUCAGUUCAGAUCAUGCACUCCUUCAUGGCCUUCGCUGCCGGCUACCUCACACGCCCCGUGGGUGGAGUUCUCAUCGGCACCCUGGGGGACACGGUCGGGCGCAAAUGCGCUCUAUGGACGUCCAUGUUGUUGAUGAUGUGUCCCACCGUCUUCAUUGGCUGCUUGCCCACCUAUGCGCAGAUUGGUGGUCUCUCUACCGCUCUGCUGGUGGGCCUGCGUCUCCUACAGGGCAUCGCCGUUGGAGGCGAGUACGUGAGCGCACUGGUCUUCAGCAUGGAACAUGCCCGCUCGGGGCAGAAGACAGUCUCUGGUGCGCUAAUGUCCAUCUCAGUGGCUUUGGGCACCUUCAGUGGCUUUGGCGUGGUAAGUCUUCUGCAGUGGCUCCUGAGUGAAGCGCAGAUGCAGAGCUUCGGCUGGCGCAUUUGCUUCUGGCUGGGUCUGGUCGUGGGAGUGGUCGGGCUCUUCUUGCGAAGCCAGGUCUCGGAGCCAGAGGAAUAUAUGGAGGCCAGGCAGGUUGGACAGCUGGUGCAGCAUCCCUUGUGGUCGCUCGGGCAGAAGCACUGGGACUCGGUGCUUUUGAUGGUGGGCACUCAAGCCAUCACCCCAGCUGCCUGGUACCAAAAUUUUAUUUGGAUCCUUCAACUCUAUGAGGGAAAGAUGUCGCAUCAGAAACCCAUUCUGGGAGCUGCUGAACUGAACACUGCCAUGCAACUGGCGCCUUCCAUGCUGGUGUUAUUCAUCGCUUUCUUUCGGAGCAACUUCGAUUUCAGCUGUUCAGAGGUGCAGCGCACAUUGAGGCUGGCACUCUGUGCCCUUCCAGGCUACUGGCUGGUGUCCCUCCGUGGCUUUUGGUCCGCCCUGGGCGCUCAAGCACUCUUCGCCUUGGGUGCAGGAUUCGUAGCCUGGGGGGAAUCCCUUCCUCAUGCACAGCUCCUUUCCGGUUCAAGUGCGGGUGGUGGCCAUGGGCGUGAGCUACAACCUGGCUGCGGCCAUCUUCGGAGGGCCCACGCCCUAUAUUUGUUCGCAGCUUCUGGUUCAUUGGGGCGCCUUAGGGUUUGCAUAGCAGAAGUUUGUUUUUGA